Osmerus eperlanus (European smelt) is the source of this 4060-nucleotide messenger RNA. RefSeq names its product solute carrier family 7 member 3b (gene slc7a3b). Lineage: Eukaryota; Metazoa; Chordata; Actinopteri; Osmeriformes; Osmeridae. Gene Ontology annotation, biological process: L-arginine import across plasma membrane; L-ornithine transmembrane transport. Gene Ontology annotation, cellular component: plasma membrane. The transcript is spliced from 12 exons. The record is from RefSeq and is a predicted model, not a curated record. Gene Ontology annotation, molecular function: L-lysine transmembrane transporter activity; L-ornithine transmembrane transporter activity; L-arginine transmembrane transporter activity. The coding region runs from base 273 to 2213 and encodes 646 amino acids.
CCACGCUGGUUGUAAGCUUUACAUUCUGCAUGUGUUCAUUGUCGUGAGUUGUAGCUUUUCCCCGUUGUGUGUGUCUGAGGAAUAGCUGUUUACUGAAUACCCUGAAACACGUUUACUCUGUAGACUGCACACCAUCGUAGGCGUCCAUCGCCGAAAAUCCCAUUAAUCGACAUAGGCUGUAGUUCAGAGCAGUCUACAUAGAGCAGUCUACAUCCCCCCUCCAGUCUAUAUUCCCAUUCCUGGAUCAGUGCUGGUUCCUGUCCUGUGACAACAUGCUUCAGAAGAAACUGGUUUCCUUUGGGAAGAUGCUGCUCCGCCGCCGGGAGCUGGACUGCAGCCAGGAGGAGACCCGCUUCGCCCGCUGCCUGACAACACUAGACCUGAUAGCCCUGGGGGUUGGUGCCACGCUGGGCGCUGGCGUCUACGUCCUGGCAGGGGAGGUGGCCCGGGAAAAGGCCGGACCCGCCAUUGUGCUCUGUUUUCUCAUCGCUGCGCUCUCCUCAGUCCUGGCUGGCUUGUGCUAUGCUGAGUUUGGUGCCAGAGUCCCUAAAACAGGUUCUGCCUACAUGUACAGCUAUGUGACAGUGGGCGAGGUCUGGGCCUUCAUUACUGGCUGGAACCUCAUCCUGUCCUAUGUCAUAGGCACAGCAAGUGUGGCGCGAGCUUGGAGCUCGACCUUUGAUAACCUGGUUGGGCAGGCCAUCUCAAAGUUCUUUAAAGAGUUUAUGUCCAUGAAUGUUCCUGGGAAGGUCCUUGCAGACUACCCAGACCUCUUUGCUCUCCUGCUGGUGUUGUCGCUCACUGGCCUGCUGGCGUUUGGCGUGAGCGAGUCUGCUCUUGUGAACAAGAUCUUCACAGGGAUCAACCUGGUGGUGCUCGGCUUCGUCAUCAUCUCAGGCCUGGUGAAGGGAGACCGGGCCAACUGGAACCUUACACAAGAGGACUUCAUCAACUCCACCAAUAUCAGUGAUCCUGAGUGCAUCCAGCGGCAGUUUGGCACCGGGGGCUUUGCACCGUUCGGCUUCAGCGGAAUCCUCUCUGGUGCUGCCACCUGUUUCUACGCUUUUGUGGGUUUUGACUGCAUAGCCACAACAAGUGAGGAGGCAAAGAACCCCAUGCGUUCCAUCCCCAUCGGUAUAGUGGCCUCUCUGCUCAUUUGCUUCUUUGCGUACUUUGGCGUGUCUGCGGCUCUCACCCUGAUGAUGCCAUACUACCUGCUGAACACCCAGAGCCCCCUGCCGGAGGCAUUCAGUUACAUUCACUGGGACCCUGCCCGCUAUAUUGUGGCUGUGGGCUCCCUCUGUGCACUGUCCACUAGUCUGCUGGGCUCCAUGUUCCCCAUGCCUCGUGUGAUCUACGCCAUGGCUGAGGACGGCUUGCUCUUUCGCUUCCUGUCGCGCAUGAAUGUGAGGACCAAGACUCCUCUGCUGGCCACCAUUGUGUCAGGAAUUGUAGCGGCCCUUAUGGCGUUCCUGUUUGACCUAGCUGCCCUGGUGGACCUGAUGUCCAUAGGAACUCUUCUGGCAUACACACUUGUGGCUGUAUGUGUGCUUAUUCUCAGGUACCAGCCAGGCAGCCUGAGUAUCAGCGGCCCCAGCCAGAAGCUGGUGGACCUGGCAGGGCCUGAAAAGGCAGCCAUGGUUGAGGGAGACAGUGGGGACGAUUUCAGCAACGAGGGCCUUGAGACCCGGCCCCUGAGAGAGAGGUUCACCUACAAGAUGCUGCUGCUGCCCAGCUGUGACAUCCCAACCAAGACCUCCGGCCUCAUCGUAUACGUCACCACUGCUGUCGUCUCUGUGCUGUUCACCGUGCUGUGUGUGGUCCUGGCCGUGUGGGGGGAGUGGGUUGUGGAGGGCCGACCCGUUUGGGUCACAAUUGCAGCAGUGCUCUCUUUCUCCUCCCUCGUUUGUGUGGUUAUCAUCUGGAGACAGCCUCAGAGCAGAGAGGCUCUUACUUUCAAGGUACCACUACUCCCAGUAUUGCCAUUAGUCAGUAUUUUUGUCAAUAUCUACCUCAUGAUGCAACUGGAUGGAACUACAUGGAUUCGCUUUGCAGUGUGGAUGGCAAUAGGUUUCGUCAUAUAUUUUGGUUAUGGCAUCAGGAACAGUUCAGAAGCAAGUCAGAACUCUGGAAAGUUUGAGCCGGUUCACCGAUCCAAGAGUCCCAUCUAUCUUGCAGAUGAUGACAGUGAGGUGGAGGGCAUGACACCCUAGAAGAGGAAGGGACUAGCAGUACUCUAGUACUCUAUCAUAGUAUUUUAGGUUUACAUGGAUGAAGUUAUCCUCAAUUUCAUCAGUUAGGGAUAAAAGUAUUGCGCUAAGACAGAGUUUUAACCUGUCCCUUUCAUUGGGUAAUUCAUGUUAUGUGUCAAGAGUGGUUGAAUGGAAAGGGCAUCACAAUGUUAAGCACAUCAAAAGGACCAGUAGUACAGUAAUAUAUUCUAAGGUGAAUUAUUAUACUUAUUGUUAAUAUUAUUAACCAACACAAAUUAACAAACAUGCCAAAUUGUUACAUAUCUAACCAUUGACAGUCAUUUCUCUCCAUAAUGAUUUCAUUCAAGUGGUGCAGACCUCCACCUAAGUCCUUUUCCUAUUAUAGUGCCUUUAACUUGAGCUAAAUUUAGCCAUUUUCACAAAUGAAAGUUAUCCUCUGACUUUGCUGUGCAUGAUACCACUUAAACAGGUCAAUUUGUCUGUCUUCUAGUCAAUGAAAUAGGUCAAUCAUUUUUGUAUCCUUACACGUUCAGAUUUUGCUCAAAAAAUAGGACAACACAAAGUGCUUAUGAUAAUCUGGUCAGACCACACAGAAUUUAGUCUUCACUAAAUUGAUUUUUGACAAUGAAACAAAUUAUAGAUUUCCCCCCACAAGGGGGGCACAAUUAAAAUUAGGGAAUUAACCAUUUUGAAAAGAUAAUAUUUUUCUUAUCAUAAGAUGAUUAAAAUAUUUAUACAGAUACAUGCAUGUUUAUUUUGUUGGAUACAUACAAUUUUAUGUAUGCUGCAUUUCAAAGUUACUGAAAGGGCUGCUGCUGGCCAUAAAAGUCUCAAUGAGAUUGUUAAAUUAACUUAUUUUUGCACCAUAAUAUAAACCUCUACCAAAUACAAACAUUUCUAUAUAAAGGUACAAUGACGCUGUAAUGAAGGCUGCUUAUGUUUGUCCAACACUGACACUACUGAGAGAGCGUGAGAUGGGAUCAAAUAAACUUAAAUUGAUCCUGGUUAUCGUCCCAAUAUUAUGCCUUUGAAAGUAUACUUUUCUUCAAUUGGUCAAGGCUAUGUAAUAUAAUGGAUGGAUUAUAUGUAUAUUUUUGUACAUAACUAUUAAUAUUUCAAAUUGUCUUAUAAAUGACAGUUUUGCCUUUAUGUGGUCAUCUCUCUUUAUACUAUAGUCUUUAUAGAUCUGAUGACAUGAAUGUAUAUUAUUGUUUAGAUGUAAAGUAGAUGGGGGUCUGUCAUAUUUUUCUUCUAUAUACCUUCUCUUGUGGUAUUCAUCCUGUGCCUUUCUGUUGUAUGAGUUAUAUAAUUUCUAUUGUACAAUUGAUUAUUAAUUGUUAAGGUUAAUCUUCGUCUGAUGUUUGACAUUUGUAUUUUUGCUUGGUAUUCUGAGUGUGCUUUCAAUGGCAUUUUAAGUUGUAUUUAAUUGUUCAGGUCUGGGAGCUUCUUGAUACGGUUUUGCAGAGGCCUCGAAUAGCUCGCAGGUCUAAACAAGGAACUGUGAGGCGACCACGGGUCAACCUGAAAACAGGUUGUUGCUUUUUUUACUUGCAGAAUAUGAGAUAUACUAAUUUUGUUAUGCAAAUAUUGUAUAUUCUAGAACAUGAAGUGAUUUAAAAUGUUGUGGUGUUUCCAGUUUCAAGCAACGUCUUUAACAGCGUAUUUUGUAACUUAUUAUUACUAAAUGUUUACAGGCAUCCUGGUCUUAAGAUUUGUUUUCAGUAUGGUUACAUUUAUAGUGUACUAACUGAUGAAAAUAUAUUAUCUGUAACUGUUACAAUAGAGACCAAUACGCUGCUGUAUAAAAUGCAAAUGUUUUAACUGUCAAUAAAUUUCCAUGGAAAUUA